Molecule: messenger RNA, 1110 nt
Organism: Syngnathus typhle (broad-nosed pipefish)
Lineage: Eukaryota; Metazoa; Chordata; Actinopteri; Syngnathiformes; Syngnathidae
Gene: mtres1
Product: mitochondrial transcription rescue factor 1
Exons: 4
Coding region: 77-811 (244 amino acids)
Source: RefSeq, a predicted model, not a curated record
UACGGCUGACAGCUGAUGCGACAACACAAAUAUCAGCCAGAUUUAGACGACGACGUUGUUAUUACCACAACAAGCUAUGAGAGGCUAUUUGAUAGUCACAGGGUGGCGCUCCAACAUGCACAGUUUGGUGGUACAAGCUCUCGCCAUGAGGCAACUGGGAAGACUGAACCCACGUCAUCUCCUGGCUGCUGGAUACGGACCUGCACAGACGGAAUGGUGUCCCAGAACUAUCCAUACACGCCAGCUGUGGGGCUGCUCCACCUAUCCCACACUGGGUUGCCACAGGCCAGCUCUCUGCGGCAGGGAUGCCGUUCGGAGGUGGACCAUCCAUCAGCUGAGGUUCAAAAGCAACAGGAAGAAAGGGGCUUCGAAGCCAACGCACCAAGAAGAAGAAGAAGAAGAAGAAGAAGAAGAAAAGGACCCAGAGAGCAGUGAUUCUGAGGACGAGGCUGACCUGGUUCCGGAUUUGCCAAAAGACUAUAAAGACGUUGAGAAAUAUGUGCAGUCCUUUCGCUAUGAUGUCCUUUUAAGGGCUGGCUUGGACAUGGCGCGCAACAAAAUUGAAGAUAGCUUCUACAGCAACAAGCUGAGACUAAAUGGACAAAGGCUUAUCAAGAAAAGUAAAACGGUGAAAGUUGGCGACACGUUGGACCUGGUGAUUUCCGAGAACCAAGAUACCAACACUGUUACUUUAAUGAGAGUUGUCCUGAAAAAGGUUUUGGGUGAAUCCAGUAAUGCAGAGAAGUACAAAGUUUCUUUGAGGCGCUGGAAGUUUAUAGCAGUACCUAAAGAUGAGGCCUUUAAGCCUUGAAAUUCUCAACGGUUGGCAAAGUAAAGGCACGCACUUUAUGGACAUAGAAUAUCCUCCUGUGUGAUGGAAGACAAAAGUGUUCAUGAAAAACAUUUAGAGUUGACGUGACUUGAAGGAAGGAGGAGUAGUCCAGGUUACUAUUCAGUCGGCAAAGUGGCAGAUCCCCGCAAAGAUAAUGUUUGACCAUGAGUAGGACCGCCUGCUGGGGCUGUCACUACCAAUAUUUUUAGAAUCGAUUAUUCUACCCCAUCCCAUUGAUUUGCAUUCAAGUGUAUUAAAGCACCUCACUGACGACUGUU